CGCGGCGCCAGCACCUUGACGCCCUUCUCCAUCCAGGCGAUCCUCAACAAAAAGGAGGAGCGCGGCGGGCUGGCCGCGCCGGAGGGGCGUCCGUUCCCCGGGGGCACGGCGGUGGCGGUGGCCGCGGCGCCCGCGGUCUGCUGCUGGCGACUCUUUGGGGAGACUGACGCGAGCGCGCUGGGGGGCGCUGAGGACUCUCUACUGGCGUCUCCUGCUGGGACCAGAACCGCUUCGGCACGGACCGCGGAGAGCCCAGGGGGCUGGGACUCGGACUCGGCUCUCAGCGAGGAGAACGAGGGCCGGCGGCGCUGCGCGGACGCGCCGGGGGCCAGCGGGGCCUGCCGCUCAGGGGGAGCCCUGGGCCUCGGCCAACCCGUCUGCGAGUUGCCCGCCUCCAAGGACCUGGAGGAGGAAGUCGCAGGCCGGAGCGACAGCGAGAUGUCGGCCAGCGUCUCAGGCGACCACAGCCCGAGGGCGGAGGACGACGGAGUUGGCCCCGGAGGUACGCGCUUGCCGGUUCUUUGCAGCGGGGCUGGAGGCGGAGGCGGCGGCGGCGCCGGCGGCGGGCCGGACGGCUGCGUGGAGGAGGAGGAGGAGCCCGCGGUGCCGAAGCCGAGGAAGAAGCGCUCGCGGGCCGCCUUCUCUCACGCGCCGGUCUUCGCCAGGCGGAGCCUGCCCACAGGGGGCGCCUUCUUCUCACUGGAACAGAGGCGCCGCGUGGGCGAGGGUCCCCGCUUGCAGCUCACCUGCCUGGAAGGCCCUGGACACUAUUUAUUGCCGCAGCCGUGUUGGAUUUGGGUGAUGGCUGCCGGGGACCACAUGGCGCGAAUCCCCAGAUUCCGGGCGAGCCGGGAGCUUCGUGCGCUAGGCCACACUAGUUCAUGGAGAACCGGUAACCGGCUGGAAAUAGCUGGGGCUCAUUUUCUCAGCCUAUUUUUACUCUUGGUCAGAGGACACUUGCCCCUCCUGGAGCGGCGCUGCUGCCCACGCAGGAAGGGUUUAAACCCACGCGGCUCAAGGAGUCGCUACUUUGGGAACUUUGCAGACGUCACGAAUGAAUCUCACUGA
Molecule: messenger RNA, 1068 nt
Organism: Tupaia belangeri chinensis (Chinese tree shrew)
Lineage: Eukaryota; Metazoa; Chordata; Mammalia; Scandentia; Tupaiidae
Gene: NKX3-2
Product: NK3 homeobox 2
Exons: 4
Source: RefSeq, a predicted model, not a curated record